Molecule: messenger RNA, 7171 nt
Organism: Erigeron canadensis
Lineage: Eukaryota; Viridiplantae; Streptophyta; Magnoliopsida; Asterales; Asteraceae
Product: thyroid adenoma-associated protein homolog
Exons: 4
Coding region: 173-6475 (2100 amino acids)
Biological process (GO): tRNA methylation
Cellular component (GO): cytosol
Source: RefSeq, a predicted model, not a curated record
UUAAAACCCUAUCGGGGCCUCUAACUCUGUUUGUUGGUCCUCCCUGUGUCAAAGUCUUAAAACCCCGCCGCCGUAGUCCCAACCAUCAUCACGCCGGCCCUAUCACCAGAAUAGGAACAGAUAUAGAUACACCAAUAUCCCUCUGUAUCCAUUCUUUUACAAUUCUAUCAUCAUGUCAGCAAAAUGGCGUGCAUUACAACACCGCCACCGUUACACCUACAGCGCAAUCAUCUUCCCCGAUCACUUCAAACAAACCCUAACCACCACCAUCAACCACCACCACGACGACCCAUCGGCGCGUGCUUUUUACGCGCUACUUUCCGAGCUCAUUUCCCUUAACUCAACUUACUCUCAACUCACUCUCGCCAAAAAAUUCGCUUCCGCUUUCACUCACCUUCUUCAAAACCACACCGACGACCCGUCCGUCGUUUUACGCGCUUCCAGAUUCUACCUCCAAAUCCUCUUCUUCGAAAACUCCGUCCCCAUACACCGAACUCUGGUAUCGGUUUUAUCGAAAGCGCGUGACCUUCACGACCUCAUUCGUGACUGUUUUCGAUCACUCUGCGAAGAGUAUUCGAAUUCCGAGAAUGUCGAGAGUACAAAGAGUAAGAGGUUUUGUGUUUCGAGAGUCGGGUUAUCGAUGAUGGGAACACCGAAAUUAGGGUAUUUAGUUGAAGUAGUUGAAGAAUGUGCGGUUUUGAUGGGAUUAGACGUUGUUUCGGGUUUAAAUAGUGUCGUUUACGAGACGAAUGACGGGUCUAGACCGUCUCCGAUUGUUAUGGAGCAAUGUCAAGAUGCUUUAUCCUGUUUGUAUUACUUGUUGCAACGUUGUCCUUUGAAAUUCGAUAACUUUGAUGUAAUGGAAAUGAUUUUGAAAACGGUUUUGAGUGUUUUGAAAUCAGAAGCGUUUUCGAGAGAUUGUUUUGUGGCUGCAGGUGUUGCUUUCUGCGCGGCUUUGCAGGCAUGUUUGGUUCCUCAAGAGCUUGGGUUCGUGGUUAUGGAAGGUAUGUUUUGCCGUGAUUUAAGUUAUAUAUCGAGUACUAGGUUUAAAGAAUUGGUUAUGAAGGUUCCCUAUCAAGGGGAUUUGUUUAUGGAGAUUAAUGAGUUUCCUUUACUGAGUAGGCUUUGUUUGAUUAGAGGGAUUCUUACUUCUGUACCUAGAACGAUACUCGAUACUCCUUUUGAUGUAUGUGGGUGUGACGAGAGUGUAGUGUUGACAAAAACGAUACUUUACGAUGGGAUUUUGCCUGAAUUAUGCGGGUAUUGUGAGAAUCCGGUUGAUAGUCAUUUCAAUUUUCAUGCGUUGACUGUGAUGCAGAUCUGUCUGCAACAGAUUAAGACAUUGAUGCAAACUAGAGGGAAUGAUGGAUCAGAGAAUUAUGAUCCUAUUUCGGAUGAUAUUAGUGGGCGGAUAUUGAGAAUUAUAUGGAAUAACCUAGAGGACCCGUUAAGUCAAACGGUCAAACAAGUUCAUUUGAUUUUUGAUAUCUUUUUAGAUAUACAUUCUAGUACCUCUUCGACAGAUGGUAAGGAGAGGAUUCAGCUGUUUUUGAGGAAGAUUGCGUCCAAUCUUUUACGUAUGGGUGCACGUUGCAAGGGUAGGUAUGUCCCUUUGGCUUCACUUACGAAAAGACUUGGAGCGAAAACAAUUUUAGAGAUGAGUCCUGAUUUGAUGUUUGAGAUAGCAUGGGCAUAUAUCGAUGAUGAUGUAUGCUGUGCCGCCACAACUUUUUUGAAGUGUUUUCUUGAAUGUUUACUUGAUGAGUUUUGGAGUAGUGACGGAGUGGAAAAUGGGUAUACAAAUUAUAGAAAUGCUUGCUUGCCUCCGUUCCUACAUGGCCUUGCUUUAGGUAAGUCAAAGCUUAGGUCAAACUUAAAUACAUAUGCGUUUCCAGUGAUACUUGGGGUGGAUGUAGACAGUAUAUUUCCGAUGCUUGCUUUUAUAUCCAUUGGUCCUGUUGGAGAAAACACUUUCGUAUCGUUUCCAGAUGUUUAUGGCACAAACAUGAACCUUAGAGUCGAACAGAAGGUGGCAGUUCUUGUUUCACUGCUCAAAGUUUCUCGUUCUCUUGCUUUGAUUGAAGGAGAUGUUGAUAGGUUUGAGAGUGGUGAUUAUGCUCUUCUUUGCGUGAAGGGGAUAAAGGUUAAGGUUCUUGUAAAUUGGCUUGUUUUAGCUUUGACCCAUGUUGAUGAGUCACUUCGCACAGAUGCGGUGGAAUCAUUGUUUUUAAAUCCUAAAACAGCCAGUUUGCCAUCUUCUUUGGAGCUAAGUAUGAUGAAAGAAGCAAUUCCGUUGAACAUGAGGUGUUCUUCAACAUCAUUUCAGAUGAAAUUGACCAGUUUGUUCAGAAAGUUCUUUUCUCGGGUUCGGACUGCAUUAGAGAGACAAAUCAAGCAAGGAAAUUGGAGACCUUCUGUAGUUAAUAAUGGGGAACUCGAAGGAACAGAUGAUGACAGUUAUAAGAGAGCAGAAGCUCUGUUUCUCUUUAUGAAAUGGUUGAGUAGCUUUUUGUUUUUUUCAUGCUAUCCUUCAGCUCCGUACGAGAGGAAAAUAAUGGCGACGGAAAUCAUAUUGAUAAUGAACAAUACUUGGCCAAUUGUACAAGAUUCUGCUUCCGAAAUUGCUUUGAUGACUCCUUAUGAUCCAGGGUUUAUAUCACCUGAAGCAACUUUGUUGCUAGUAGGUUCAAUUGUUGACAGUUGGGAUCGUCUUAGAGAGAAUUCUUUUCGCAUACUGCUUCAUUUCCCGACCCCUCUACCUGGAAUCAUGACCACAGGCAUGGUCCAAGAAGUAAUCAUAUGGGCUAAGAAAUUAGUUUGUAGUCCGCGUGUUAGAGAAAGUGAUGCUGGAGCGUUAACAAUGCGGCUCAUAUUUAGAAAAUAUGUUUUGGAUCUUGGGUGGGUGGUGAAAACGUCAUGUAAUUUAGUUUCUUUUCAUUCACAAAAGUCAAUACUAGGGAAUGGACAUGAUAUACAUUUCUCUCCGGUAAUAAAAUAUGUAAUAUCACUUAUUGAUUGGCUGCGUUCUGCUGUUGAAAUGGGAGAAAAGGAUCUAUCUGAUGCAUGCAAGGAUAGCUUUGUUCAUGGUGUGCUGCUUACACUUCGUUAUACCUUUGAAGAGCUGGAUUGGGAAUCCAAUAUAGUGUUGAGUAAUAUUUCUGGUAUGAAGCAUGCACUUGAGAAAUUGCUGGAGUUGGUCAUGCGAAUAACUUCAAUGGCACUAUCUGUGGUAUCAGCCGAUGCUUGGCAUUUACCCGACAAUAUGGAGGACCUUGUGAAUGACGAUUCGUACACAUGGGAAGUGAGUGGUGAUGUUAAUAUUCCAAUUCCUGUAUUAGAAAAAGAAACAACAGAUACAGAGUCAGUGCAGGAUGUUGGACCAGUUAACCAGGUUAUAAUGGUUGGUUGCUGGCUUGCAAUGAAAGAGGUGAGUCUUCUUCUUGGAACUAUUAUAAGGAAAGUUCCUUUGCCCACAUCAGACAUAUCCGACCCUCAAGGUGGUUUAAGAAUGACUGAUGAUGUAGUGCUCGACUUCAGACAACUAGAGACUAUAGGGAAUCAUUUCCUGGAAGUCCUUAUGAAAAUGAAACAUAAUGGUGCAAUCGAUAAGACGAGGGCAGGGUUUACUGCUUUAUGCAAUCGGUUACUUUGCUCAGACAAUCCGAGACUUGCCAAGUUAACUGAAUCUUGGAUGGAACAGCUUAUGGAAAGAACAGUGGCCAAAGAACAAACAGUGGAUGACUUGCUGAGAAGAAGUGCAGGUAUACCAGCUGCAUUCAUUGCUUUUUUCUUAUCAGAACCAGAAGGCACGCCAAAGAGACUCCUCCCAAGGGCAUUACGGUGGUUAAUAGAUUUAGCCAACAGACCUAUGAUGGAUCAAACUGAAACAAAGCUAACUACUAUGAAGCAGGAAACUGAAAUGAAUGAUAGUAAACUGAAUUCAAAAACUCGAGAUGAGGGCGUUAUCCCCACUGUACAUGCAUUUAAUGUACUUCGAGCAGCAUUCAACGAUACCAAUCUUGCAACGGAUACUUCUGGUUUCUCUGCCGAGGCUAUGAUAAUUGCUAUACGCUCGUUUUCUUCAUCAUACUGGGAGGUCCGAAACAGUGCGUGUCUUGCAUACACGGCCUUGAUUCGUAGGAUGAUUGGAUUUCUUAAUGUACAGAAACGGGAAUCUGCCAGACGGGCAUUGACUGGUCUUGAAUUUUUUCAUAGGUAUCCGUCAUUGCAUCCUUUCUUGUAUAGUGAACUGAGAAUCGCCACAGAGUUUCUAACAGACAGUUCACCACAACCUUUGGGAUCAAACCUGGCCAAGGCUGUACAUCCGAGUUUGUGCCCUAUGUUAAUUCUCUUGUGCAGGCUCAAGCCUUCACCAAUUGCAAGUGAAACUGGAGACGUGUUGGACCCUUUCCUAUUCAUGCCAUUCAUUAGAAGAUGCUCAACACAAAGUAACCUUCGAGUUCGUGUACUAGCAUCAAGAGCUUUAACAGGCCUAAUAUCUAAUGAAAAACUUCCUCUUAUCUUGCUUAACAUUGUGACCGAGUUACCUUCUGGAACAAAGUUAGCUUCUUCAAAUAUGAUUCAUGGCUUGCUAUUACAGUUGAUCUCUCUUCUAGAUAUCAAUUGUAGAAACCUAGCAGAUUUCUCCAAGAAAGAUCAGAUUCUAGAUGAUUUGAUCCAAGUUCUUGCCACGCGAUCUUGGAUCGGGAGUCCGAAGCUGUGUUCGUGCCCAACACUUAACACUAGCUUCUUGCGGGUGCUCGAUAUCAUGCUCAGUAUUUCCAGAACAUGUUAUAAUAGCAAAUGUUUUUCUUCUAUCUGCCAGCUUCUUUUGGAGUUGUCUUCAGAAUGUUUAGAUGCAGAAGCUUCAUUUGGGUUACCCUAUUAUGAUCCAACAAUAGCAGAAUGUAGAAAGCAGGCAGCAGUUUCAUAUUUUAGCUGUGUAUUCCAAACAUCAAAAGAUGUCGAUAAAGAUGAUACUGUUACCUUGAUGUCAUGGAAACACAAUCCUACCACUUUGGGUCUAUUUAUGUCUGAAACAAGUAAUGGGUUUACCAAUUUUCAUAAAAGGCUGAUGCGAUCUUUGUCAGACGUCUCAUAUGAAGUUCGUAUCGCAACAUUGAAGUGGCUUCUUAUGGUUCUUAAAGAUGCAGAGUUGGAUGAUCAUAGAGAGGACCAAUGGAUUAAGAGUGGUUUGAUCAAGUGGAUCAAGCUUCAUCUACAUUCAGAGAUGGUGAAUCUUCUAUCUCUAGAAAAGAACCACAGAUGUACUUGCUGCAUCUUAAAAAUACUUUUCUCUUGGAAUAUGCAAAAUCUGCAGAAAUUAGGCAGUGAUAUAUGUCUCUUAGAAACCAGGUUUGUGGGUAACAUAGAUGCUGAUUCUUUAUUUCGGUUCUGGGAUCAAUUAGUUUCUUUGUACAAAGUCACCCGGCAUGUGAAGACCCUGGAAAUACUUUUAUGCUGUAUGGGAGUUUGCAUAAAACAGUUUGCUAGUAUGUUUAUGAGUCAGUCGGAUCAUAUGCAGAGAUCAAGCAAAGUGUAUGAUUGUAUCAGUUACUAUGUUGACCUUGUCAAGCAGCAUGCCGAUCCAUCAGAGCCUGUUAACAUACGCAAAGCAGCUGCUGAGUCAGUUGUUGCAUCUGGUUUACUUCAGACAGUUGACUUUAUCAGUCAAUAUGUAACCAAGAACUUUGACCAGAAAGAUCUUGCUAACAUGUACGCUUGUAGAACACUCGACAUGUGGUCCACAUGCAUAAAACUUCUAGAAGAUGAGGAUGUUAUCCUUAGAAGCAAACUUGCCAUUGAUGUUCAAAAGUGUUUUUCUACAGAAACAUAUAGAGUAAUUCCAAGCCAAGUGGACAAAGUGAUAAUAUCAAGUUUUGAGCAUCUAUCUUCGAUCUUUGGUAAUUGGACCAACUACUUUGAUUAUCUUUCAAAUUGGAUAUUAAGUGCAUCCAACAAUGUUGUAUCAAGAGGUGAUCUUGUUAGGCGGGUUUUUGACAAGGAGAUUGAUAAUCAUCAUGAAGAAAAGUUACUGCUUUGCCAGAUUUGUUGUUUCCAUCUAGAGAAUCUUCGAAUAUCAAAGUCUUUAGCGGUAGAUGAAAAUGGGGGUUUAGAUCUUCUACACGAAUGGCGAAGUAGAUUUUUCCAGCGGUUAAUGUCAUUUGCGGACCAUGGUGGUAAGCAAGCUGUUGACUGGAUUGGUGGUCUGGGUAACCAUAAAGAUGCAUUUCUACCAGUCUAUUCAAAUCUUCUUGGAGUUUACGCUCUUUCUCGGUGCAUUUUCUAUGGAAAAUUAGAAAACAGCAGUUUGCUGGCGUCUGAAGUUGCUGAUCUUAAAGAUGCCAUCAAACCAUUCCUUGGUAACCCUAUGAUUUAUAACCUUUUUUAUUCCCUGAUUAGACUACACGAGAAACCAGUGAGUGGCAACUUGGCAGUCUGGGAUGGUUUCAAUCCUUAUUUUCUACUCAGGUAAGAUGUUCAUAUUUGACUUGUUACAUGCCAGAGAUAGGUUAUAUGUGUUUUCAUGGGGAGGGUAGAGAUUUUUAUUUUUAUGUUACAAUUGGUAGUCUGUCUGUUGUAGUUUGUUGCCAGGGUUUUGAAAAUCUGCAAAAGUGCAAAGUAAUACCAGAGUAACCACUCUUUGCUUCUUCAUUUUAUUAUUUUUUUGUUAUUUCUCUUCAACACUAGACAUCUCUUCGGUUAGAGGCAAAUGGAUAAUCCACGGACAUCUCACAGACACAGCCUUGGUUGUGCUUUGAUAGAGCACCAUCUUUAAAUAAAUAAUAGAUCUAAACUCUAAAGAAAUAAACUACCGUAUAAGUUGUAAACCUAAGAGGAUACUUGUUGGUGCAUUUCCGGGUUCAUUAUAAAAGUUCAUCUUGAGUCAUUUUUAUAUGUAAUUAUUAAACGAUGUUUUUGUAUGUAAUAAGGUCAAACACGACUAAGUCAACCAGAGAGUUGACCAAGUCUAACUAGACCGGUCUAGGUCUAGGUAGGUCUAGGCCGACCUAGGGUGGUCAAGCUAGACCUUGGCCGAGUUUAUUAGUAUAAAUAGUAGAUUAGACCUUAUGCAAAAGGAAUCUCUCUAGUUCGUAUUUUCGGUUUUUAUAAGCUCGUGUGUUAAUUGUAAUUGUUAUUACCGAAUUAAUACAAGGCUUCGUUUAUUUCA